Messenger RNA from Botrytis cinerea B05.10, 2577 nucleotides. RefSeq lists its product as hypothetical. Gene Ontology annotation, cellular component: nucleus. Lineage: Eukaryota; Fungi; Ascomycota; Leotiomycetes; Helotiales; Sclerotiniaceae. The coding region runs from base 231 to 2357 and encodes 708 amino acids. Gene Ontology annotation, biological process: mRNA processing. Gene Ontology annotation, molecular function: RNA binding. The transcript has a single exon. The record is from RefSeq and is a predicted model, not a curated record.
GAGUAGCACGACGGAAAUUUAAAAUAUUUACGUAAUCAAAAAAUCCUCUUUCCCUUUGCUAUUAAUAGCCUCACAUCAAUCCAUCCCUCCGCGUUUAUCAAGCCAAUAACAUUCAUCCGUUUGCACCCAAUUAACUUGACAAGGCUGACUGUUCAAUAAUUGGGUGCAGCCUCGACCUGUUCCCAAUCCCCAUCGAUACGGUUCGACAUUGUCCACUGUGCAUUUCUACCAUGUCCGGCAAACGUUCGCGAGCAACAUACGAAGCAGAUUUACAGGCCCAACAAUCCCCCUUCGUGGUAUACGGAACCCCAUUGCCCCCACGAGAUGCAGACGUGCGAGAUGAUGGAUCCUAUGUACCGGUGUGGAAACAGGAAGUUCGUGAUGAGAGAGGGUUGAAAAGAUUGCAUGGUGCUUUUACCGGAGGGUUUAGUGCAGGAUAUUUCAACACGGUGGGAUCGAAAGAAGGCUGGACACCUUCGACUUUUGUUUCCUCACGAUCGAAUCGAAACAAAGAUGCGACCAAAGUACGCCAACAACGACCCGAAGAUUUUAUGGAUGAUGAAGAUUUGGCGGAUGCUGCAGAAGCUCAAAGCGUACAAACAACACAAGGAUUUGCUGGAAUCGGCUCGACGCAAGAUGACGCAAUUCGCAGAGGCGCAUUCAUUGAUCUUUUCAAAAGUGACGGAGAGACAAUGGGGGUGAAGCUAUUGAAGAAAAUGGGUUGGAAAGAAGGACAGGGAGUAGGACCGAAGGUUCGACGAAAAGCUCGUUUGGAUGGAAUGGAAAGGUCUGGCGCAGAUGCCAAUGCGACAUAUCUCUUUGCGCCUGAAAAUACUCGCAUGAUUAGUUUUCUUCGUAAGGAUGAUCAUAAAGGCUUAGGUUUUGAUGGGGAGACAAAGUUGACCCCAAUCAAUGGACUUGGAUCGGAGAAAGAUAAGUCAGAAGACGAGGAUGAUGAUAGAUCGUUUUCAAUCGCACCCAAAAUCGCCAAGAAGAAAAAGAAGCCUGUCAGAGGUGGUAUUGGUAUUGGCAUAUUAAAUGACACCGGUUCGGAUGAUGAAGACCCUUAUGAAAUUGGUCCACGAAUAUCCUAUAAUCGAGUCAUAGGAGGAGAUAAGAAGAAGAAGAAACCAAUAACGCCAGCUGCCAAUUCAUUAUUAAAAUCCAAACCUGUCUUUAUUUCAAAAAAGUCCGCUAUGGCAAAGGCAGCAGCUGGGCUACGGAAAUGUCAUGAUGGUCGUUUACCCCUGGAUGGAUUUAUUCUCAGUAAUGACUCAACUACAUCAUCAAUGUCCGAAACGCUUUCUAAGUAUCCACCGCCCACCAUUCCUGAAGGGUGGAAAUCCGCCAAACAAUCCAAAUCUGAAUCCACACAAUCACAAUAUCUAUCCACCUCAGAUGCAGCAAAAGCAUCGAAAUUAGACCCCAAAUCUCGAGCUUCGAUUCUAGGAGAAGCUGCUCUACCUGGAAAAUCCGUAUUCGAUUUCCUUUCCAGCUCUGCUCGUGAUCGAUUAGCUGCUGCAUCUGGAAAAUCUAAUCUCCCCCAAGCCCUAGGCGAAAUUCCCGAAGGCUAUGCUAUGACCCCCGAACAACGACGACAAGAACUUCUUUCUCAGAUACCCAAAAUCGAUAAAUAUACCGCCGAUGCAGCACUUAUGCGUUGCGCAAGUGUCUAUGGCGAAGACGAAGCAAAGCGCAUUCGUUACCGUGCUUACCUCGAACAUCAAGCUGGCAUCGUAUUAACCUUACCGGAACGGAGUAUGUUGACCAGUAAAGAAGAUUGGCUCAAAGAACUCAAAGAAUUCGCUAACUGCGCGAAAAUCUUCAAGCCAAUGACGGGGUUGAUGGCCACACGAUUUACAAGCUCUUCGUCGAGUACAAUAUUACCAGGACAAGAUGGUUCGGGAAACAAUCUCUUGAGCAAACCGGAAAUCAAAGAAGAUCCAGCGGAACAGGCAGCAAAGAUGGGCAUGUAUGGUCCGAUGACCAGAGAGAGGAAGGAUUGGUUCCCGACGAGAUUACUGUGCAAGAGGUUUAAUGUGCAGCCUCCGAAACAUGUACAGCCGUCUGCGGAUGAAGAGCAAGGGAUGCGGAGGGAUGUCCCUGCAGAUUUGGUGGGUAAGAGGGAGGUGGAGAGGAUGAUGAGGGAGGCGGGGAAUGGGGCGUUUAGAGAGGACAUCAAGAUGGAGGAUGGAGAUGUAUUUGGGAAUAGUAACCCGGAGAAUGCACAGCUGGCGAAGGAGAAUCAACAGGUAGUGGUUGAUGCAGAGAGAAAUGAAGCGUUGGAAAUUCAGAAACCGGAAGACGCGGUUUUCAAGGCGAUUUUUGGGGAGGACAGCGAGGAGGAGGAUGAUUAGAUUUUACUUAUAAUACUAUUUUCCCUUCCGACACGGAUUUCAAAAAGGUUCAUUUUUACACUAUAUACUCGAAUGAGAUGGUGAAUACUAAAUCUUCACUUGGGAAUCGAGCAUAUGUACAUCCAUAUAUACCUACAUAUAUACCUCGGCAGAAAUAAUGAAAAUAAUAAUAAACAAAUGGUGUAACUCGAAUCGGACGAGAGAAUAAUAACGAGCCGCA